AUGAGAAGAGUCAUAGUAUUACGGUGGGCGUUAAUGAUACUUGGAUUGGCCAAAAUACUGGUGAUUGGACAGGACCACCAGAGCGAGGUCUCCACCCGCAUAGGUAGGUCAGAUAUCAUAGACAAACGAUUAGACGUAUCACAUUUACAAGAAGACAUUGAACUGGAGGUACCAACAAACCAAUUGCAGGAGGUUCUGGUUGUAACCACAGACAGAUUGGAGACAUCAAUAAUAAACAAUAGCAUUAGUGGUGCCUCAGACUCAGGAUCAAGCGAAGGAGACACCCCAGAAGGUAAAAUGUUAGAAACAGAGUCUGAUAGUACUAACAAGACCGAUGACGUAAUACAACAAAUGCAUGUUCAUGUCAACGAAGAUGGUCCUGACAAUCUUACCAAUAUAAUAUCCAAUGUGACAUUAGAAGACGGCGUACAUUUCAUGUCGUUUGAGGAAUGGAAGAAGCAGAAGCAAGCAGAGCUUAGCUCACAACAACAGCAAGCGGAGUUUAGUUCUCAGCAGCAACAACAACAGCAGCAGCAGCAAAAUCAACAGCAGCAAUGCCAACAGCAGCAGCAAUGUCAACAGAUGCAACAAUGUGAACAGAUGCAGAAAAAGCUGCUGCUGCAACAGCUGCUGCAACAACAGCAGAAACAACAACAACUACAAAAUGGUACGAUCCCAAGGAAUUGCUCUACUAAUUCCAAAGAGAAUUGUGAUGAGCUCCCAGCUUCAGAGAGCAAACCAGCAGCACCUCCUUCAGAGGACUCCAAGCCCAAAACAUACAAGAUGCUUAAUAAUUAUGCGUCUGCUGAUUGUGCAGCUACGAUUGUACAGACCAAUCAAGAUGCCAAGGGAGCAUCGUCGAUAUUGAAGGAGAAUAAAGAUACUUAUAUGCUUAACAAAUGUUCCACACCCAAUAAGUUUGUUGUGAUUGAGUUGUGUCAGGAUAUUUUGGUUCAAAGGAUAGCUAUGGGAAACUUUGAGUUCUUCAGUUCGAUGUUUCGACAGUUUAGAAUCACUGUUAGUGCCGAAUUUCCUUCCACAGAAUGGCAAUUACUUGGAGAAUUUGAAGCUGAUAAUAGAAGGACCGUACAAGAGUUUGAUAUUGCCAAUCCUUUAAUUUGGGCGCGGUAUUUGAAAUUGGAGAUCUUAAGUCAUUAUGGUAAUGAAUUCUACUGUCCCAUUUCAGUGUUAAGAGUUCAUGGUAAGACAAUGAUGGAUGAUUUCAAGGAGAAUACAGCUGAGAUUAUCCAAGUGGAACAAAAGAUUGAAGAAGUCAAAGGUAAAGAUCAACAAAAUAAUAAUAUCGAUGAUUACGCAUCCCUGACAACCACACCAACUCAAUUAUCUGAAGAAUGUCGAGUAGUAUUGCCUCAUUUAAGAGUCAAUGAGUUCCUUAAAGACUUGAAUACUUCUUCCUUUGAUAUUUGUUAUCCACAUGAUAGUCCUGUCGAAGGGAACAAUAUCAACAAUCCUGUUACAGUGUCCACCAUCACGAAUGAAGCAGUUAAAUCCACUCAAGAAUCCAUUUAUAAAACCAUAAUGAAGAGAUUAUCGUUAUUAGAGUCCAAUGCCACCUUAUCGUUGCUUUACAUUGAAGAACAAAGCAAAUUAUUAUCCAAUGCAUUUUCCAAACUAGAAUUAAGACAAGCUAAUCGAUUCCAGGCAUUACUUGAUUCAUUUAAUUCAACAAUGAUUGACCAAUUUUUCAAUUUCAAGCAAGCAUAUCAUAAUUUGGAGCAAAGAUAUUUUGACCAAUGCAAGGAAAAGGAUUUGAGAACUCAGUUAAUGUUAGACGAAGCAUUUAUAGAUAUCAAAUCUUUAACAGACGAACUUAAGAUCCAAAGGUUGAUAAUAAUUCUCAACAUUGUUUUUGUUAUCUGUUUAUUGGCAUAUGUCAUUGUUACAAGAGAUGUGGUGAGUAUAGAAAGCUCUAGUAGUGCUACUGGCACUGAUGCUCAUAAAUUGAUGUCUUCUCCAUUUAUUACAAGACCCAAAUCAGUCUUUUCAAAACCAAAGAAUAAGGAUAAGAAAACUACUAUAACAAAGAGUCACAAACUCUAA
Messenger RNA from Lizanozyma spartinae, 2061 nucleotides. RefSeq lists its product as uncharacterized. Gene Ontology annotation, biological process: protein folding in endoplasmic reticulum. The transcript has a single exon. Gene Ontology annotation, cellular component: cytoplasm; membrane. The record is from RefSeq and is a predicted model, not a curated record. Bases 1 to 2061 code for a protein of 686 amino acids. Lineage: Eukaryota; Fungi; Ascomycota; Pichiomycetes; Serinales; Debaryomycetaceae.